GACGGCGCUGCCCUCUCCCGAGCGCCUUCGAAGGAGAGCAGCGAGGAGGAUGGGCGUCCCUGCCAGCCUCUUUUAGGAUCGAGAAUUUCCCACCACGCAACGGGGCGAUUCACUUAUCUCACGUCGUGUCAGAUACCAUGGCGAUGUCUUCCAAGAAGAUAACAUAUACCAGUGAUUUUAAGUUAAAGGUACUUGAUUACUAUUUCAAGAAUGGAGGCGAUGAUAAUUUUGGACUUAAGAAGAAAACUGCUCAACACUUCAACAUCGACAAAAAGACUAUCAGCAGAAUGCUAAAUAACCCAGACAUGGUGAAAAGGGCACGGAAACUCCUCGCACGCAAGGUUACAACCACUCCCAAGAAUACCCCCACCACACGCCAGGGGGCAGCCAAAACCUCUGCCAAGGCCACCAAAGUUGCUGCGGCUAAAGUGAGCGUUGCCAACACCUCGGGGAAGGUCUCUGCAUCCAGCCAUACCAGUGCCUCAAACAACAACAGCAACAGCAGCAGCAGUAGUUACAAAGCAUCUACCUCAUCUGCAAGCAGUACAAAGCAUGCGGGUGGCAGCAGCGGGAGCAAUCAGGGCAACAGUAGCUCGCAGCCCUCGGCGAAAUCCGCAGCUUCAAAGACUAAGUUUGGGGAUCAGGAAGGAGACAGUGGAAUACAAGUGUUUGACCUGCCAGAGGAUCCUGACUACUCAAUUCUCAAGAAGUCCAUCAAUGCCUCAGCAAAUGGUGUUGCUAAUCUGGCCAAACUUCUCGUCACUGGCACGAAAGAGGUACAAAACUUGAUCCUGAACGAGUGCGAUGUGAUCCUAGAGUGCAAAGUGUGCAACAACCUCUUCAGAUCAGUAGUGAAUUUCCUCGCUCACAAAAGAAUAUACUGCCAAGAAGAGUAUGCAGAUGUCAGGUCACUGUUUCACAAAGAUAAUGUACAGGGCAUUACUAGCCACUCAAGAACCGUAGUUGUAGAGCCAGAACCUCCUCCGGACACCCCACAGCACCUCCAACCCGACCCUUCCACAUCAGCAUCAAAUACAUUGACAGUGCCGGUUAGAUCUGGUGCACAAAGAAGUGAGAGACGGUCGGGUAUUGACUCCAUAGCGAGGAGGUUGGCCAACAAGAGGAAACAACAUAGUCUCUCCUCGUCGACGUAUACUGGGUCUUCAGAUUAUUACCAGAGAAUAAGCGAAAUCAACAACAAGCGAGACAAGCUCAGCCGGGACUGCUCAGUUGUUUUGGAAGACAUAGGGGGUGUUGCCAAUGCAAUGUAUCAAACGUAUGUACCGCCAUCCAAACCUUCUCCGGUAUCCACUAUCAGGAACUUAAUCGAUGAGGUAUCAGAACACGAAAAGGGGCUUACAGUUGCUAUCAACGAAAAUGGGGAAAUUAUGAAGACAGCAGCUGGGAAUGUUACAAAUAUGGAAGUGGAGCAAACACAAAGCAAUUCAGAUGCAUCCAAAGAAAUCAUUUGUAGAUUAUGCAAUACAAGAUUUGCCACCCAGAAAACGCUAAGUGUCCACCAACGAACGCAGCAUGGCUAUGAAAGAAAUAUAUAUUGCUGCCCAAUCUGUCAAACUACCUUCCUCAAUAUCUUGUCUGUUGUCAAGCAUUUACAAAAAGUUCACAAGAAAACGAAAACUCAAAUAGAGAGAUUAAGAAAAGUCAUAAAGAAGAAUAUGUACAAGAAAAUGGUAUACCAAAGAGAUGAGUUCAAAGACCAAGAGGACCUUGAUAGGUCAAAUGACAAAGCAGAGUUAGAGAAAGAGGAGGAAGAGGAGGAGGAAGAAGAAGAGGAGGAGGAAGAGCAAGAACAGGACCAGAAUCAGGCAGAAGAGGAGGAGAGAGAGGCAGCUGAGGUGGAGGAAGAUGCUCCAUGCGAACAGCCUGCGAAGAUGGAGGUUGAUAGUAAUCCACAAAAAGGGAGCAGCGCGAACACCACGCCCAAGAAUUCUCCUGUCAAAUCCACACCGAAAGGGUCGAGGUCCAAAGAGGGAGUGCGUUGGAUGUGUAAUGUGUGCCUCAAGAAAUUCAUUUCACGGCCGGCAAGUUUGGCUCACGUGGCCACACACAUCAUCUGCAACUUUGAGCCCAAGGCAGUUUUGAUCCAUGUAGAUAGAGAUGGACAGAUCCUGCCUAACCAGGUCACAGGAUUAGAAACAUUGGGGAGAAACCAGCACAGCAGGAUAAGAAGGAAUAGCUUUGAAGAUGAUGAAAAUGAAGAGAUGGAAGCGGAAGAGGAGGAGGAGGAGGAAGAGGAAAACAGCAACAAUGAAGAAGAGGAUGUUGAUGUAGAGAAGGUGGAUGAUAACGAGGAAGAUGACGAGGAAGAGGAUAAAGUGCAUAUUUGUAAUAAGACACCAUGCAGAAGGGAUGUAAAGACUAUGGAGCAAAGUCCCAUAGUAGGUAGAAGAAAAAAUAGGAAAGGUGUUGCUAGAAAGAUAAAGCCAGAAAGUGUAAUAUAUGAGACAGAAAAUGAGACACUGUUAAGACUACAAGGUGCUUCGUGUAGCUCCAGUGAGGAUGAAAAGGAUGUUCGAAAAAUUCAUUCAUCCAAGGUAGAUAGCUCAUGUGCGUCAUCCUAUUCUAAAGUGAAGAAACAAGGGAAAAGUCAUACCAGUGAAGGUCAAAAAAUAAAAACAAUUCCAAGCAGUAAAGAGAACAAGACUGUGAAUGUGAAACAGCAGAAAGUGGUUCAGAACCAGUACUUAUCCAAAACAGAAGCUAAUGAAAAAGAUAAUUCAAAAGAAAAAUCACUGAAAACAGACUUGACAGUCCAGCCAUCAACUUCAACACAUGUAGAUUCAGUGACGAACAGUUCCAUGAAGAAGCCUGAGCUCCAAAGUACAGAUUGCGUAAGAAACCAAAGUAGUCCUUUAAGAACAAGCUGGAAAGAUCAUUCUGAGGAAGAAGUACACAAGGUAGCGACACAGCUCCGUCUGUUUCUAGAAGACUGGAGCAGGAGCGAGUCCUCAACCUCAGAGAGUGAGGGCGAGGAAGACCAGUUGGAAGAGAGAAAUUCCAAUGAGGGUGGUGAGAAGAGUGAACCAGAACAAGGGAGCAGCUUGGAGAUUGAUGUAGUACCAAGUAUGAGGGCAAAAAGUAAAUGUACUUAUAAUGUCAAAAACAUAGAUAACCUGCUAGAAAGGAGUCAGGAAGGGCUUGACAAGAUAUGUGAAAAGAAUUACCUAGCAGAAUCAAGAAAAAACAAUGAGAAGUACAUCCCUGUUCCUUCUUUAGGGGAAUCUUGUUUACUAGGACCAAGAAAUGCAAGUGAGAAGCAAGGCAGUGAACGUACCAGAUCCCCUACACAGGGUGAAGAGGAGAUGAAGGAAAGAUUGACUGCCAUUUGGGCAAAUGAGGAGGACGAUACUUCUGAAAAAGAUAUCUUAAGUAAAGGUGAAAGUAAGGAGCUUGAUGUUCCUUCAAACUCCUUGAGUCACUCAGAGACAAAAGAACUCACGGUAAAGGUAGAAGAAAAAGGAGAGAUAGAAGAAGAGCCUUUUACAGUGGUAGAAGAAGUGCACAAAAAAAUGGUAACAAAGCCAGGAAGUCAACAAGACAAGGAAGAGGGUACAAACAAAGACAAAAUUGUCAUCAAGGAAGAAAUCACACUCAAGGAAGAGCCCCUAAUUGAGGAAGAUACGUUACAGUUGUUUCAGGUCAGAGUCAUGGUUUCAGAAGAGGACAUCAAAAAGGAAGACGUAUCACAAAGUCCAAAGAAAACACAAGGGAUAGUCAUGAAAUCAGUUGUAAGUGAUGAUGCAGAAGUUGCUGAAAGACCUGCGGCACGUUCUGGUAGUUGGCAUCACCUGGAUUUCGAUUUACCAGUUGAUGAAGUCAGAGUUGACAAUGUAAAGGAUGAGAUUGAAGAACAAGAGAGUGUUACUGGUUCGGGUAGUUCAUGCAAAGUGCCAGUGUCUGUUAGUCAAACUAGUAUAACAAGUAUGGCCUCAAAAGAUGACGCAACAAAAUUGGGUUCAACAUCUGUUACAGAGUUCAAAGCCCGUAAUGUGUGUGAAAAGUCAGACGGAACAUCCAAACCACAAACUUCGACACCAGUAGUGAAAGAUGUUAAUUCUCUCCAAGUUAAAGCACCUGAUGUAUUAGGGAAAUCUGAGAAAAUAGCAGUUUCUAUACCCAGUGAGAGGAAACCUUUCAAGACUGGGAGUUUAAUGAGACCAAAGCAUAUUUCAUCUUCAGCUUCUAGCUCAAAUUUACCAUCUUUCAGUAAACGCAGAAACACUUUACCAGCUUCAAAGACAAGUGAGAAUGAAGUAGCUAGUACAAGCCAAGAAGUGAGUGCAGAUUUGGUUAGCAUACCAAGUACUUCUACAGAAUUAACUAGUCCAUUGAUAGCAUCAAAUAUUCAGACAAAGCCUUGCCCUGCACCAGCAAUUAGUCCUGUUUUAGCCAAAAACCCUGAAAUAGAUAAAGUUUGUAGACCCCAUGAUGCUUGUGCAACUUCUGCCAAAUCUAAAUCCCAUCAAGAUGGGAAUAAAAAAGAGAGUAAAACCAAGUUGACAGGAGAUUCUCCCUGCACUAAGAAAGACUUGGCAUCCAGAGAACAAGUACAAGGUUCUUCAGGGUGCCCACAGCAGCUCAAAAUGCAUACAGAUGCCACAUCUCCAACAUUAUCAUGUGCCAUUGCCCAUUCCAUAUCUACCCUACAGACCCACGUCACCUCAACUCCUAUACAUGUAACUUUAGCCAGUGCAGCUAGUGGAUGGGAAAAGAAAUCUGAUCAAGUCCCAGUAACACAACCAGUUAGUCCAUUGAUUAUUCGACAAUUGUCAGAGAAAGAGAAGCCAUACAAACCUAAUCUAGAUAUCAAGACCAGAAGUGUGCAGAAUGUAUCUGGUCCAAGUAAAUCUGGUGUGGUAAUUAUCUCCAGACCUACGCAGAAUGUCUCUCUUUCCACAGAUGCGGAGAAUGUAAAAGGAACUGAAUUACAAGCUCAUUUUUCAGGCUCAGAUACACAGGAUAAAUCAGGAAAAUCAGUAUCUCGUUGCAGUUUACAGUCUGAUGAUCUUGCUCAGAAGAUACUUACAGUGAAAUCUGCAGAAUUGGUGGUUUCAAGAAAAGGAAAAGAUAUUGUGGUCACUAGAAAAAGUAAUUUAGAGUCCUCACAGACCACAGGAAGCAAAAUGCACAAGAGGAAACAAGAGGAGCAGCUUAACUUAGAGGCAACUCAAGCUGCAGGAGGAAAAGUGACAGAAAGUAAAAGUAAAGGGAAACAUGAUGCCAAAUCAUUGUCCCAAGAGAGAGACAGUGACAGUUUGAAUCUGAAAAUCAAAGAUUUGGCCCCAGAGGAGUGUGCAGCUGUAAAAACUUUAGUUGGAAUCUCAGAAAGCACUACAAGUAUGGUUAGUGUGUCAGGUAGCAGUGGAGAAUCUCAUUUAACUGUAAAAAAGCCUUUAGAUCAUAGAAAAAAGUCGAAGUUGAGAGAAGAGUCUCACACUGAUGCAUCCCCGUCAUGUAGCAUGCCUCAUAAAGACAUCCAGACAAUUAGGUUGAAGGAAGAAGAGGUUGACAAGGUAAGUUCAGAAGCUGAUGUCAGUAACCUCCCUGCAUUAGUGAGAAAUGCGAGCAAAGUUAAAGUUCAAGAUUCUCAUGUCGGGAACAGAAGCGAGAAUAUCAGCAUUAGUUUGACAAGACAACGGCCUGAAGAGAGGAUCAAACAGUAUAGUGGGAAGAUGAAGGAAGAUAUUAUGAAGUAUAAGAAGCGCAUUAGAGAAAGCCAAGAUGAAAAGCAGAAUGUUCCACUGGGGAAGAGCAAAAAAGAGGGAAGUGACAGAGGUAGGGAGAUAGAUUUACCAGCAGUUGCUGGUGAAGAUGUAGGAAUCGAUCUAGUCCAGCCACAUGAAUUCAAGCCAUUCGAUAUGAAGGAAGAAGAGAAGUAUCCCCUCGACUGUGAUGAGAUGUUCAGAAGAAUCCGUAAUAAAGAGAAAAAGAAGGAUCAGAAUAAAAAACUCUGGCAAAUGGUGAUGGCAGCAAAGGCAAGAGCCAAGAAAGAAGUGGAGAAGAAGGAUUGUGAUACACCAUCUGAAGGAGCUCAGGUCAUUGCAGGUGAUGCAGGAGUAUCUGGAGGAGCUCAGGUCAUUGCAGGUGAUGCAGGAGUAUCUGAAGGAGCUCAGGUCAUUGCAGGUGAUGCAGGAGUAUCCGAAGAAGGGCUUACAAAGUAUCAUGUUACAUUUUGGCCUGGUGAAUCAAAGGAAACUUCCACCAAGAGAGAAAGGGGUUAUGCUUAUCAUCAAGGGACUGAACAAGAGGAGAAAUCUUUUUAUGUUAAAAGAGCCAAGAUGAUGCAGUCUGUAGGCGAGGAGAAUAAAGCCGAGGAAAUAAGGAAAGUGGUUCCUGGUUUAGAGCAAUUGAAAAGUAGUUCAACCAACACUUCGUGCAGGAUGCUAGAUGAUGCUGGAAUAAGCGACAGUGAAAGAACCUUUACUCCAAGAGAGAAUGAGGUAGCGGGUUUAGAAAGUGAAGUCAGUGACUCUCUGGACCCAGUGUCUACUUCAGAGGUUGACCUCAUGACGACUCUGGAUCAGAACGCAGUCAUGCGUGAUGCUACGACUUUUGGUGACCUAAGCUAUGAUUAUGAUCUGCAGUGAUUGGGAGACGAAAAUGACAAUGGAUGUUCCUCCGAUCACCGUUGUGUUAAAUGCGACCGUAGGUUCAUGACAGCUUCGGCUUUGUUGUCGCAUGACAAGUUCUGCUCUCUGCUGCAGAUGAGGCCCGACAUCCCUCCAGAGAGUCC
Molecule: messenger RNA, 6754 nt
Organism: Penaeus vannamei (Pacific white shrimp)
Lineage: Eukaryota; Metazoa; Arthropoda; Malacostraca; Decapoda; Penaeidae
Source: RefSeq, a predicted model, not a curated record